CCCCUCGCUCACAUGCAGGAUUGAUUUAUAGGAUUUAUAUUUAUACAGACAUAGCUUCUUCAAUCCUCAUUCAGCUCAGUUUCUCUAUACACUUAUCAUUUCCUUGUAAUUUAAAACCAAAAUGUCAUUAACCAACAAGAAAAAGCUCAUCCUCAACACAGCUUCAAUCAGCUUAGGUUGCCGCAGCUGUAAGAAAUUGAAGCUUACCAGUGUUUUCAACCCAAAACCCAAACCCCAAUCUCCUUACAAUCUCUCUUCUUCCAAUUCCUCCAAUAAAACAACCCCUUAUAAUUCCAUGUCUGAAUUUGGAACCCCUACCUCUUUUUCUUCACACACUACUAAUCAGUACUGGGAAAUGGACAUCGAAACAGACAAGGAAGCCAUGUGUUCGCCGCCUGCGACCACCGUACGAGGGUUGGGGCGUGUAGGAGGAGAGAGCCUGGCGGUGGAGAAAGAUUCCGAUGAUCCUUACUUGGAUUUCAGGUACUCCAUGUUGCAAAUGAUACUGGAGAAACAGAUAUAUUCCAAAGAUGAAUUAAAGGAGCUUCUCAACUGUUUCCUUCACUUGAAUUCGUCUUAUUACCAUGGGAUUAUUCUUUCGGCUUUUACUGAUAUCUGGAAUGGACUCUUCUCUAUCAAGCCUGGUGCUGGUGGUUCCCCACACCUGCUUUCCCAAUUUUAUGCUGACAUGUGAGAGUAAUGAGGGGUUAAUAAGCUCAACCUUUUGUUUGGAGGGUUCUUUUUUCUUUUUACCUUCAACUGUAGUCCAAUGGGUUAAUAUGAUUUUAUAAGUAAAAUUUGACAGUUGAGGUUAUUAA
This is a messenger RNA of Gossypium arboreum, 818 nucleotides long. RefSeq names its product transcription repressor OFP6-like. The transcript has a single exon. Gene Ontology annotation, biological process: negative regulation of DNA-templated transcription. The record is from RefSeq and is a predicted model, not a curated record. The coding region runs from base 122 to 694 and encodes 190 amino acids. NCBI's taxonomy places the organism in Eukaryota, Viridiplantae, Streptophyta, Magnoliopsida, Malvales, Malvaceae.